Rhinopithecus roxellana (golden snub-nosed monkey) is the source of this 2892-nucleotide messenger RNA. RefSeq names its product CLN5 intracellular trafficking protein (gene CLN5). Gene Ontology annotation, biological process: lysosome organization. Gene Ontology annotation, cellular component: lysosome; lysosomal membrane. Gene Ontology annotation, molecular function: hydrolase activity, acting on glycosyl bonds. Bases 203 to 1339 code for a protein of 378 amino acids. The record is from RefSeq and is a predicted model, not a curated record. Lineage: Eukaryota; Metazoa; Chordata; Mammalia; Primates; Cercopithecidae. The transcript is spliced from 4 exons.
GUUCAUAAAAGAAGAGGCCCCAGGUCUGGAUCGAAUUCUCCUGGGAGCCAGACCAAAGUGCCUUCCUGGACUGCAAAGUGCGGCAGCCGCCGUGGGCAGGGUGCGGCAAGGCGUCACGCGCGGGAACCUGCGCUUGCUGCCAAGCUCUGGGCCUGACUCGCCGGGGUAGGGCGGCCCGCGUCCUGGGCUGGCGGCUCCGCGCAUGCUCCUCCCUCAGGCGUCGCAGGCCUACAGAGGCUCCGGAAGUACUGGAUGCAGCCUGAUGGCGCCGGAGUUAGACACCACACAGGGCGCCGAGAUGCGGCGGGGCGCGGGCGCGGCUCGGGGACGCGCUUCCUGGUGCUGGGCCAUGGCGCUGCUCUGGCUCACAGCGGUUCCAGGCUGGCCACGGGCCUCGGGCGUUCUCUCCCGGCGUCACUGGCCGGUGCCCUACAAACGCUUUGACUCCCGUCCAAAACCUGAUCCUUAUUGUCAAGCUAAAUAUACUUUCUGUCCAGCUGGCUCACCUAUCCCAGUUAUGGAGGGUGAUGAUGACAUUGAAGUCUUUCGAUUACAAGCCCCAGUAUGGGAAUUUAAAUAUGGAGACCUCCUGGGACACCUGAAAAUUAUGCAUGAUGCCAUUGGAUUCAGGAGUACAUUAACUGGCAAGAACUACACAAUGGAAUGGUAUGAACUCUUCCAACUUGGAAACUGUACAUUUCCCCAUCUCCGACCUGAAAUGGAUGCCCCUUUCUGGUGUAAUCAAGGCGCUGCCUGCUUUUUUGAGGGAAUUGAUGAUGUUCACUGGAAGGAAAAUGGGACAUUAGUUAAAGUAGCGACUAUAUCAGGAAACAUGUUCAACCAAAUGGCAAAGUGGGUGAAACAGGACAAUGAAACAGGAAUUUAUUACGAGACAUGGAAUGUAAAAGCCAGCCCAGAAAAAGGGGCAGAGACAUGGUUUGAUUCCUACGACUGUUCCCAAUUUGUGUUAAGGACCUUUAGCAAGUUGGCUGAAUUUGGAGCAGAGUUCAAGAACAUAGAAACCAACUAUACAAGAAUAUUUCUUUACAGUGGAGAACCUACUUUUCUGGGAAAUGAAACAUCUGUUUUUGGGCCAACAGGAAACAAGACUCUUGGUUUAGCCAUAAAAAGAUUUUAUUACCCCUUCAAACCACAUUUGUCAACUAAAGAAUUUCUGUUGAAUCUCUUGCAAAUUUUUGAUGCAGUGAUUGUGCACAGACAGUUCUAUUUGUUUUAUAAUUUUGAAUAUUGGUUUUUACCUAUGAAAUUCCCUUUUAUCAAAAUAACAUAUGAAGAAAUCCCUUUACCUAACAAAAACAAAACACUCUCUGGUUUAUAAAACACCUUAAUUCUACUGCUCUUUUUUCGCCAGUCACCAGCAUCUGUUUUUCAGGGGCUGAUUUUACUUUUGUGAAUUUCUUAGCUUUUCUUCCUUGGUGCGGGAAGUUAAAAUGCACAUCAGCAGAACUGCUGCAUAUUAACAUCUCAGGACUUUUCUCUUGGAAAGAAACUGAAAUUCAUACUAUAUUGGCCAAAGUGAGCAAGUUAAGUGAUCUUGGUUUCAAUUUCCGAGCCUUUGUUAAUACAGAGAAUUAUGGUUCAUAUCAGUUAUGUAGGACCUUUGGACCCAAGGUCCCACAGAUAGGUAUGAUGUGCCGAAAUUUUUAAAAUACCUUCAAAAAUAAAAAAAAUACCUUCAGUGACAUUUUCAUGAUGGGAGCUCUUUUUUCUGGUAUGGCAGUUACACUUUUUCACUCAAGUGCUUUAGUUUAGACUGACUUUACAACUUUUAUAACUUUUGGAACCAAGUUUAGUAUAGUCUGAUUACAGUCCAUUCACAUAACUUUAGAGAUUCGUUUAGAAACCGUAACUGGAGUGGUUGUGCUUCUAGAUGUGGCAAAUCCAGUGUUAACACACAUUUCUGGCUGGCAUUUUGGAACUAGCUAGUAACUGGCUUGUGUUAUUUAAGCAACCUAACAUCACAAAAUCCUAAGAUUUAGGAUUGCUGUAAAGAUGGAAGUUGUGUAUGUUUGGCAGGUCACAGUGAAUGGCAGUGAUAAUAUCAAAGAACAAAUUGUCAUCCUUGAUCUUGCCUCAUGUAGUUUAUGUGCCAGACUUUCCCGGGUUUUGUAGUCACCUAGACUUUAAGCUGAUGGCAUAGUGCUUCCGCAGUUCUUCUAGCCGGGGUGUGCAGGUAUAUGGCUGCAGACACAUUUGCGUAAACAGGCAGCGUCUGACUUCUUCACUGUUUCCUGUAGUUCUCCCUCUUCCCACAAAGCUGUCAGCGCAGUGGAAGAGGUUGCACAUCUCCGAGAGAGGACAGGUUUCUGUCUGAGUAGCUGUGCUUUAAUUAGAGCCAGACAAGCUUUCAAGGUCCUUUAAGUAUUUGAUGAUCAACUGAACACGUUUCUAUUCAAGGAUAAAACACCAGUCAGUAAGAAGAUGGAGUGGAUAUCGGAGAAAAUAAUUCACAUUUAAUAUGUAAAUGUACCAAUUAUGUGAUUCAGUUUCAGCUGAUAUUCAAGUGCUUCCUGAGAGGUUAGUACAUUAUUACUGAGCUCUCCAUAGAAAGCUUAAUCAUAUAUGUAAUUAGCCUGAUCCAAAUGAGUAAGUUGGACCUUAGAAAGGCUAAAUGAUCUUUCUCUGGCUACCCAGCUAGUAGUAAUGAAGUCAGGUCUUGAACCCAGGUUCUGCUGACUGAAUUGGAUGCACUAUAGUACAGGAUUUUUAGCACCAAAGUGUGGUCCUCAGACCAGUGCCUGCCAACCAGAUGUUACUAGUCUGUGAGGAAAUAAGUACAGAUACUGAUAGGAAGCUUUUAUAAACUUUUAAAGCAAUUUGUUGGAGUGUUUUUGUUUCUGUUGGGUCUAAUUAAAAAAAUUGGAGCUUGUA